AGGAGAAGUGCAAGAUUGUUUCUCCGACGGAGUUCACUUUUCGGGCUCUUUCGAAUUUGCCACGGCACGCAUCUCCACCCACGUACCUCUGGCUGUAGAUACGACGCAUUCUAAUUCCAUUUCGUCGUGGGAACUGAAUAUAUAUAUCUAUAUAUGUAUCUGCGUGUGUAUAACGCAGAAGAAAGCCCACCGCAUUGCUCCUCCUCUGCGUCGUUUUUCUGUGGUUUCUUCUUCUCUGCGAGUCUCACCGUGUGCACAUCUCCGGACGUCUUUGUUGUUCGUUUCGCCGCCUUCUGUCCCUUUUUAUUUUUUUCUUAAAGUGCUGUUUUUGACGACGUCCUCGGAGGUGGUACUUACCAUUGAUAUUUCCUUGUGAGUGCAAUUCACGGUUUUCCAUUGUCGCAGCUCCCUUUCGUGCUGUCGCGUAUUAUCUUCACUUCUCCGGUGCGCAUCCGCCUGCCCGCGAGCUGCCGCAGAUAUAUAUAUAUUUACAUCGCUAUCGUUGUUGUUGCUCUUGCUUCCUUUUGCCGCUGCAAAGUUGUAGCGGAGCGUCGGCGCAGAGACUCGUUUCCCAGCUAUCAUUUUUAUUUGUUUACUUACCUUAGUUUCAAAAUAGGCGCACUACGCUCUGCUCUGCGUGCAACGCCCCAGGGCAAACCAGGGUGCAGUGUUUGGUGGGAGAAGGCCGUAUUCUAAAUACCUCUCCUGUAUACAAGCCCCCUCUCUAAAAAAAAAAGGAAGUAAAACGCAAAGGGAAAGGGAAAAUGAAGCGCACCUCGCGACUGCUAUGCUCUUCGUUUUACGCAUUGUGCGUCAUGCGGCUUGGGGGCCGCCUCGGCCGCCUCUGCGGCUCUGAGAAGGCGGGACGCGGCUGUGCGGUCUUCCUCGUCCUCGUCUGCGUGACUGCCUGCUUGGCGUUUGCGUUGGUCGAAAUCACCUACCUCUCCAGAUUCCUUCACCGCUCCCCUGGCGGCACGGCGCCGUCCGGUGUGCGGGCACCUCGUAUGGAUCAGUGGGGUAGGGACGUCAGCACCGAUCGUCACUUCGCCAUCGAGAGCCUUGCCUACGCAAACCUCCCAGCCGCUCAGCAAGCACAUCAACGCAGCCAGCACGCGGCGAUCGAGGAGCGGCGGCGGAAGGUGAUGGAGAUGAACGGGAGACGCAUUGUGCCUCGUGUGGCUCCCGGCGCACGGGAUCCGAACGCCUUUCGCCUCGACCCCGUGUUGGCUGCGUCGCUGCCACGACACGUCGAGGCGAUCGUAGACGGCAUCGCGCUUCUCCGCCCUCCCGGCACCCCGCCGCUGCCCUCCAUGCACACCUACUGGCGCACCUACACCGCAGACGAGCUGUACGCCCGCUAUGACGACCUCGAUUACCUUUACAGCUUCGUGAAUGGGACGGAGGCGAACCACAACUACCGCAAGAAAAUUCGUGUGAGCUGCGGAAGAGCGAUCUUGGCCUUGGAGGAGACGUACUUUCGGGAGCACUCACCCCUCCGCAAGGCGCAAGGUGCGGUGUUGACCGGUGAGGGUGCAGCACAGGAGGCGAUGGCUGCCGCGGAAGGACGGGGCACGGGCACGAAGGGCAGCGCGGACGCUGGCGCCGAUGUGCUCCGCACCUUGGACCACGAGUGCUCCUAUUACCACUCCAUGACGAACCUUACGAACGAUGUCUUUCUCAACCGCUUUAGCGGCUCUGCAACGGCGCAAACCGUCGACGAUCGCGAUCGCGAGACCGACGAGCUGCGGCACAGCAUUCGCAGUCUGGAGCAGCACGUCCAGUGGCACCGCGGGCGUGUGGUGAUUGUGUCGCCCGGGCACCACCCGACGUGGGUGGACGGCGCGAGGAACUUCCUUGCCGGUGUGUGCGGUGGCGCGUCCGUGCAGGCGCUGCGCUCGCGUGGCACGCAUCUGCGGCUGACGACGGUGCACCAGGACGCGCUGAUGCCGUACGGGAUGCGGCUGACGGCUGACUCGCACGUGAUUGAGCAGCACAUCUGGCGUGUGCGGAACACGACCGCCGUGCACGUGUACAUGAACGACGACUACUUCGUGAACCGCGACGUGGCCAUCACGGACCUGUUCAACGAGUACGGCGGCACCAUUGUGCGGACGGAGUCGGGCGUCGUUUCCUACGGCAAGACAGCAGACGAGGGCAUCUCAUGGGCCGAGGGCGUUGCGAACACGGAACUCUUCCUCAUUCAGCACCUGGAGCGUUCUCAAGAAGACGCCCUGCCACCGUCUCUGGCCCGGCACUGGAAGAAGGUGUUACGCUUGGAAGAAAAGGCGAGCGCGCGGCACAAGCUGUUUGCGCGUGUCAAGGAAAAGGAGGAGGGUGCUACCAGCGUGCGCGCAACGAGCGGGGAGGAGACGGCGAUGGAGGAGGAAAUACAGCGCGUGCUAAGCUUUCGUGAGCUGCUGCUGACGGCAAACAGCUCGUUUUACUGGGAGGCUGCGCUGGAGUCGCCCGUGACGGUCAGCCCGAUGCCGGAGGGCUCCCACAUCGGUGCCCUGCAGCGUUUCUAUGCGACACACGCACCCUUCGUAUACUGCACCAACAUGUUCCGUCACUUCUCUGUGCGCUUCGAGGGGGACAUGGCGCCGCUCCAGCUGCGGCAUCGUGAGCGAAAGGCGCGGGACUUGUUUGUGCCAUUCCUCUACAACGGCUUUAUCAUGGCACGGCCGUGGGAGGCGUCGGCCAAGUUCCUGCCUUACUUAUUGGAGCUGAGCGACGCCAGCGCGAUGGCAGCGGCAGACACGAAAACCGAUUUGGGCAGAAUGCCAGACGUCACGGCGCCGUACUUUCAGGAGAAGCUGCACGCCGCGUAUCAGCGGAAUUUGGCCAAGUACGUGCACAACGUAUCCAUCUACUUGGACAAUGACGACGGCUGCGCUCCGCCGACCCUGUACCGCAGCCCAUCCGCCGAUGUCGUCUACAUGCGCGCGCAAGAUGACUUGGAGCAGAACCAGCGCGCGAUGAAUGGCGUAACAUCCAAGGUGCCGCUGUACUUCAACAUCAACGCCGGCUUCACGUCCGCUGAGGCGGCGAAGCAGGUGAAGGAGUUCCUACACCGGCAGUACCCGACGCCCCUUUAUCUGGAGAAGGUGGAGGAGAAGGACAUGGCGCAUGGACUGGUACUCGAUACCCUGACGAAGGUCUUCACCGAUCUGAUGCAGCUCCCUAUUGUGGGUGUUGUGUCGUACGAGGAGGGCGUGUGCCCGCUGGUGCGCAGUCUGUCGCUCGCCUUCGCCGGCCACCACCGUGGUCGCGUGCACGUUGCUGUGCAGCGCUACGGAGAUGGCGAGGCCGACGAGACGCUGCGCGAGGCCCGCACGCGGCUGAGGAACCGUGUGAUCAGCGCUGUGCCCGUCACGGGCUGCUCCUACAAUCGCCAUGUCAGCAUCGGGACGGCGGUGCGCGGCGACAGCAUUGCCGAUCUCGCCUCUCGAAUUCUCGGUAACCAUGGAGCUAGUGUGGUGCUGCCGUCGACGUGCGGUGCCGGGGACGGUGGCGCUGCGGGGCUGCGCGUGCGUGGGUUUGUGAUGGACGCCCGCACGCCGCACGCGCCUGUGACGAGCACCGCUGCGCUGCGUGCUGCGCUGUCGAUGCCCGGGCAGACGCUUGCGUUGGAGGACUUCCGUGCGAUGCGUGUGGGACCGGAUGACCGUGACGUUGUGCUCGUGCUGGCCCGCGAGGACGCCGCGGCGAAGGCGGUGCACUGGAUCGACGGCGCAUCGGAGAAUGAUCUGCUCAUCACCUUUCCACUUCCUCUAAGGGAAUAUGAGGAAAUGGAGGCCACCGUCAAGUGGUCGAAGCCGUGA
This is a messenger RNA of Leptomonas pyrrhocoris, 3821 nucleotides long. RefSeq lists its product as hypothetical. The transcript has a single exon. Gene Ontology annotation, cellular component: Golgi apparatus. The coding region runs from base 765 to 3821 and encodes 1018 amino acids. Gene Ontology annotation, molecular function: transferase activity, transferring phosphorus-containing groups. NCBI's taxonomy places the organism in Eukaryota, Euglenozoa, Kinetoplastea, Trypanosomatida, Trypanosomatidae. The record is from RefSeq and is a predicted model, not a curated record.